This is a messenger RNA of Falco peregrinus (peregrine falcon), 2909 nucleotides long. RefSeq names its product FKBP prolyl isomerase 10 (gene FKBP10). The record is from RefSeq and is a predicted model, not a curated record. Gene Ontology annotation, molecular function: calcium ion binding; peptidyl-prolyl cis-trans isomerase activity. NCBI's taxonomy places the organism in Eukaryota, Metazoa, Chordata, Aves, Falconiformes, Falconidae.
CCGCCGCCGGCAGCUUCCCAGCGCCAUGUCCCCCGGCAGCUUCGUCCUCCUCCUGAGCAUCCUGGGGGUCCUGGGGCUGGGUGACCCCGGCCCCCUGGAAGACGUGGUGAUAGACAGAUACUAUAUCCCCAAAAUCUGCCUGCGGGAAGUCCAGAUGGGGGAUUUCAUUCGCUACCACUACAAUGGGACCUUUAAAGAUGGCAAAAAGUUUGACUCCAGCUACGACCGAGGGGCCACGGUGGCUGGUGUGGUGGGCGUCGGGCGGCUGAUCACCGGCAUGGACCGGGGGCUGCAGGGCAUGUGUGUGAACGAGCGGCGUCACCUCAUCGUGCCCCCCCACCUGGGCUACGGCAGCAUUGGUGUGGCGGGGCUGAUCCCCCCAGACGCCACCUUGUACUUCGAUGUCAUCAUGCUGGACAUCUGGAACAAGAACGACAAGCUGCAGAUCACCACCCUGUCCAAACCGGAGCACUGCAACCGCACGGUGGAGAACUCCGAUUUCGUGCGGUACCACUACAACGGCACGCUGUUGGAUGGCACCCCCUUCGACUCCAGCUACAGCAAGGACAGCACCUACGACACCUACGUGGGCACCGGCUGGCUGAUCAAGGGCAUGGACCAGGGGCUGCUGGGCAUGUGCGCUGGGGAGAAGAGGAGCAUCAUCAUCCCCCCGUUCCUUGCGUAUGGGGAGAAGGGCUACGGGACCGUGAUCCCGCCGCAGGCAUCUCUGGUGUUCAGCGUGCUGCUGGUGGACUUCCACAACCCCAAGGACGGCGUCUUCCUGGAGCACCUGGAGGUGCCGGAGUCGUGCAAGCGCAGAGCUGUGACCGGGGACUUCGUCCGCUACCACUACAACGGCACGCUCAUGGACGGGACACUCUUCGACUCCAGCUACUCCCGCAAUCACACCUACAACACCUACAUCGGGAAGGGCUACAUCAUCCCCGGCAUGGACCAGGGCCUGCAAGGGGUCUGCGUGGGAGAGAGGCGGCGGGUGGUCGUGCCCCCACACCUGGCCUAUGGGGAGAACGGAGCAGGGGAUAAAAUUCCCGGCUCAGCCGUGCUCAUCUUUGAUGUUCACAUCAUCGACUUCCACAACCCUGCGGACCCAGUGGAGAUUGAAACCGUGUACCGGCCCGAGGGCUGCAACAUCACCACCCGCGACAGGGACUUCGUCCGCUACCACUACAACUGCUCCCUGCUGGACGGCACCAGGCUCUUCUCCUCCCACGACUACGAGAAGCCCCAGGAGGUGACCCUGGGAGCCAACAAGGUGAUCGAGGGCCUGAACAGUGGCCUCCUCAACAUGUGCGCGGGGGAGAGGCGGGUGCUCAUCAUCCCCCCCCACCUGGGCCACGGCGAGAGCGGAGCGCGGGGGGUGCCAGGCAGCGCUGUGCUCCGCUUCGAGGUGGAGCUCAUCUCCAUGGAGGAGGGGGUCCCCGAGGGGUACCUCUUCAUCUGGCACGGGGAGCCACCGGCGAGCCUCUACGAGCAGAUGGACCUGAACAAGGAUGGGGAGAUCCCCGCUGAGGAGUUCUCCACCUUCAUCAAGACCCAGGUGGCAGAAGGGAAAGGUCGCCUCAUGCCCAGCUCCGACCCAGAGAAAGUCAUCGCCGACAUGUUCAGGAACCAGGACCGCAACCAGGACGGGAAGAUCACCUCCGAGGAGCUGAAGCUGAAGUCGGACGAGGACCAGGAGAAGAUCCACGAGGAGCUCUAAGGAACAGACCCCGCUCUCCCCUGGAGACAGAACUCAUCCUGGCCGUGCCAUGGCCGCUCUCCCCCACCAGCUGCCCCAGGAAUCCACCCCUGCCCCCCCCCCCCCCAGCCCUGCAGGAGGGCACAUUUUGAUUUUUUUUGCCCCCUAUUAUUUAACUGAGGGUUUUUUAUCUUGUUCCUCCUGGGCAAGAAAACUCACCACCCCCCAGCUAACAAACCCAGGCAAGAAGAUGGGAAACACCCAUUUUCUUGGGAGCCUCGAUACCCCGGGGCCGGUAGCCCCCGUGCUCCAACCAGUGCCAUCCCCUCAUGCCCCCCAGCUCUGCUGACACCACCCCUGCCACAGAGCGGGACCGAGGAUGCCGGGGGGGCUCUGGAGCCCUGCCCUGUCCCACUCCACUGCCAAACCCCGUUUCGACCCCCUGCCCCCAGCUCCUGCGGAAGGGCCGGGACAGCAGCAUCCCCUCCCCGAACCCCUUCAUCCUCAGCCAGCGACUGCACGUCCCGCUCCAGCCUCCUCGCCUGCCCGUGCUGCCUCCUGGGGUGGGCACUUGGGGGGCUUCCCCUCUUCUACUGCAGCAUUUUGUAGUUUAGGGAUAGGGUUUGGGUUUGUUUUUUUUUAUGUACGCGUAUAAAAUUCUUUAGAGAAGAGAAAUAAAGAGAAGCCUUUCAUGCUGGUCCCUGCUGCUGGCCCAGCCUCUGCUCCCCGCUGCCCUCCUCCCUGGGGCAAGGGGCUCAGGUUCCCAGAGCAAAACCCCGAUAUCCUACAGGCAGCCGCUGUUCCAGAAAUCCUGGGCCCCUGGAGACAGCAGGGAUGGGACCUGGCAAACUUGUCAGCUGGGAGAAGGAAACCACAAAACCUCUCCCACCCAGGCCCUCGGGGAGCAGCAUCGUCCCCAUCUGCAUCCUCCUUGCCCUGCAGCCACAGCCCUCAGUGACUGAGAAAAAAUCAGCCCAACUUUAUUUUGAUACCUAAAUGCAGCUAAUUAACUCGGCGUUCUCGGGUUUGCCAGUUGUGACCAGCACGGCUCCAUCACCUCCCGCCAGCAAUGAAAGCUUUUGCACAAUGUGUCUUGCAGAGCGAGAGAAAAGAAAUUCAAGAAGAGAACAGUGCAAAGGGUCACGGCGAACCUCUCAAACGACAACUUCUACCUUGCACCAAAUAAAUAACUUCUACUGGUUUCCACGGA